UCAUCGCUUCCUUUAACAUUGAUUGAUUCGUCGGCCUUCCAUCUCUUCCCAAUCCUCUCUCUCCGAUCUUCUGGUCAAAUUCAUCCCCACGAGUUUUAUCAUCUACGAUCCUAGAUCAAACCAAACCGAUCCUCCAAGUACACAAGAGAGACUCUACCUUCGAUUCGAACCCUAAGCUAUGUACAGCAAUUUCAAGGAACGGGCGAUCGAGUACGUGAAGCAAGCGGUUCAAGAAGACAAUGCCGGGAACUACAACAAGGCCUUCCCUCUCUACACGAACGCGCUCGAGUACUUCAAAACGCAUCUCAAGUACGAGAAGAACCCCAAGAUCAGAGAAGCCAUCACCCAGAAAUUCACCGAGUACCUCCGCCGCGCGGAGGAGAUCCGUGCCGUUCUCGAUGAAGGAGGAGUCUCGGGUCCUGGAUCUAACGGCGGCGACGCGGCGGCGGCGGUGGCGACGAGGCCGAAGAGCAAGGCGAAAGAUGGAGGAGGGGAUGGAGGAGAGGACGCGGAGCAGUCUAAGCUCCGAGCUGGAUUGAACUCUGCGAUUGUGAGGGAGAAGCCUAACAUUAAGUGGACAGAUGUUGCUGGGCUCGAAAGCGCUAAGCAAGCUUUGCAGGAAGCUGUGAUUUUGCCUGUCAAGUUUCCUCAGUUCUUCACCGGAAAGAGGAGGCCGUGGCGAGCUUUUCUCUUGUAUGGGCCGCCUGGAACAGGAAAGUCUUACUUGGCCAAAGCUGUUGCUACUGAAGCUGACUCUACCUUCUUUAGCGUGUCCUCAUCAGACCUGGUCUCGAAGUGGAUGGGUGAAAGUGAGAAGUUAGUGUCAAACCUUUUCGAGAUGGCCCGUGAAAGUUCUCCCUCGAUUAUUUUCGUUGAUGAGAUAGAUUCGUUGUGUGGUCAACGUGGAGAAGGAAACGAGAGUGAAGCUUCAAGACGUAUCAAAACAGAGCUUCUUGUGCAGAUGCAGGGUGUUGGACAUAGUGAUGAUAAAGUACUUGUGCUUGCAGCAACCAAUACACCUUAUGCUCUUGAUCAGGCUAUUAGGCGACGUUUUGAUAAACGUAUUUAUAUUCCUCUCCCAGAAGCCAAGGCUAGGCAGCACAUGUUCAAAGUUCAUUUGGGAGACACGCCUCAUAAUUUAACUGAAUCUGAUUUUGAAUAUUUGGGGCUCAAGACAGAAGGGUUUUCUGGUUCAGAUGUUUCCGUUUGUGUAAAAGAUGUCCUUUUUGAGCCUGUUCGCAAAACUCAAGACGCAAUGUUCUUUUUUAAGUCACCUGAUGGUACAUGGAUGCCAUGUGGACCGAGGCAGCCUGGAGCUAUCCAAACCACAAUGCAAGAUUUAGCAGCUAAAGGCCUUGCCGAAAAGAUUAUUCCACCACCAAUCACAAGAACAGAUUUCGAGAAGGUACUUGCUAGACAGAGGCCAACAGUAAGCAAAUCUGACCUUGACGUCCAUGAGAGAUUCACACAGGAGUUUGGAGAAGAAGGUUAAUAGAUUUGUCACAUAUCAUUGUCUCUUCAGUUUCUCCUUAUGUAUGUACUGAGAAGAAGUAAACAAAUCUCAAACCCAUGUUUUAUUUGAUUCCAAAAUAUUUCUUUUGCUUUAUUUCUUGAAAUGUGUAAAAAAAUUGUUCUAAAUGCUGAAACAAUGAUUUUCUAAUUUAUUAUUGUCACCAAAA
Molecule: messenger RNA, 1679 nt
Organism: Raphanus sativus (radish)
Lineage: Eukaryota; Viridiplantae; Streptophyta; Magnoliopsida; Brassicales; Brassicaceae
Product: protein SUPPRESSOR OF K(+) TRANSPORT GROWTH DEFECT 1
Exons: 8
Coding region: 179-1492 (437 amino acids)
Biological process (GO): endosomal transport; vacuole organization
Molecular function (GO): ATP hydrolysis activity; ATP binding
Source: RefSeq, a predicted model, not a curated record